AAAGAGCAUCUCUCUUUCCCUCCCUCCUCCCUAUGCCUCUCGUUCUUUCGCUCUCUGUGUCCCUCACUGUGUCAGCGCAGACUGUUCCAGGCUGCAUCGGAGAGCAAGUGAGAGAGGGAAUUGGUGUAGCACAGAAGAAGUGCUGUCCUCCAUUCAUCCUUCCUUCCUUCUUCUGCAUUUUCCAACUUCUCUCACUGCUGAUCUCUCCUUCCACUGUGCUGUUCUUUGAUCAGGGCAGACUGGGAUGGGUUGUGGAAAUUCCUCUGCGACUAAUACCACAGCAGGAGGUCCUGCAGAGGCUGCGAAAGAUGUGACAGAAGAUCCAUCACAAGAUGAUGAGAAAAGAAGGAACUAUGGUGGGGUGUAUGUGGGACUACCGACAGAUAUGAACACAGUGCCAGCCAGUCAGUCCAAGUCCACACGGAAAGACUAGCCUAUUAGAAACAGAGCAACAAGAAACCGCACUACAGUUGAAUAUCUAUAGAAGGAGUUCCUUUGGACCAAAAUAGACACCAAAACUGACCUCUGUGUGACAUUAUAUGGUCUUUUAUGAAGUGGUGCUGUGUGACUCUCCUCUGGGAUUCCACUUGUACGGGAACCGUCGCUCUCUGAGCACGUCGAAGAACUGGGUUUAAAGAAGCUUCUUGGAAAAGGAAACAAAAGGAAAUCCUGACAUUUAAAUGGCACUGGAGCCAAAGUGGCGUUUGUAGCUCAGGAACACGCCUGAAGUUCAACUGUAAUGAAGGCAUUUCAACACUCAAACCUCGGAUCAGACUCUGCAAUAAAGGACUAACCUGCAUCUAGGCUCCAAUGUGAGACACCAUUGCUAUAAUGAAACCAUUGAAACGCACAUACACUUUGACCAGAGAAUUACAAUUGUAAUUUUCACAGUAUGUAGUGACGAUUAGUCCAGCGCUCAGUCCAGAGUUAUGUAGUAAUGAAUGAAGCUGUCCAUCUAACUGUAUUCAUCAACGUCCAUGACCAAAUUAACAUAGAAUUAAUACAUUAUGCUCCUCAUGCACUAUGUGACUAGAUACAGAUACAGACACAGCAAAUUAGCUCUGCUGAACUAGGAAGUACUGGGACAAAUUCUUAGUGGCCUUUAUAUUUAGUGUGCUAUAUUUUAUGUCAUUUCAAGUACAUUACAUUACUUGUAUGUGCAUUGCCUCUAUCAAAGAUUGUGUAUAAUGAAAAAAAAUGGAAAAUUACCAUUGUUUGCUUAGUCUGUUUAUGUAUACUAUAUAUAUAUAUACACUAUAUAUGUAUGCUGGACAAGGAAAGAAAAAGCUAUGUGCUUCUUUGGAAAGAAACAGUUCUCCCAAAGGAUAUAGUGCAUUUGGGUUUUUGCCGCUGCUGCAAAAGUGCAAGCGCUGAAGCUUCUGGAUGUGUCUGUUUGCUAAAACUGAAAUGAUUUGCAAGCUAGUUCUAGGGAAAAGUGCAAAUUAUAUCACCAUCACUUAUAUACAGACUCAGGUGGACAGGGAAAUGAAAGUGUGGCUAAUUUUAGCAAGAACAUACAUUUUAAAUGUUUAGAGAAAAUAAGCUGUACGUAGUAUACAGUUUGAUGGUACACCAUAUAGGAGUAAAGGAGAAUUUGUGUCUUCUAGAAAGUCACAUGUUUGUGUGUUGGUUGAAAACUGAGCAAGAUGGGUAUGCUAAGAUACACUGAUAAGCUACACUUUAUGUACUGAAAAAGCUAUAAACAUGCCCAAGAUCAAGGCAUUUUUGACCAUAUUUGAUCUCAAUGCGUUCCUUUCAUUUUUUUUAUGUCAGAAAACAUACAAAGGUUGCCGUGACAUUUCAGUCUGGCUUUUGACAUCUAUGCAAGUGAAAAUAUCUUGAAUAUAGUUGAAUAUUCUGUAUGUAGUAUGGUAAUAAGAUUACCAUAAACCAAGUAUACUGUAAGAUUAUUAAACCUAUUUCUAAGUUUA
This is a messenger RNA of Pangasianodon hypophthalmus (striped catfish), 1931 nucleotides long. RefSeq names its product overexpressed in colon carcinoma 1 protein homolog. Bases 245 to 433 code for a protein of 62 amino acids. The record is from RefSeq and is a predicted model, not a curated record. Lineage: Eukaryota; Metazoa; Chordata; Actinopteri; Siluriformes; Pangasiidae. The transcript has 6 exons.